Messenger RNA from Cyphomyrmex costatus, 1839 nucleotides. It is a transcript of the gene Rpn6, whose product is annotated as regulatory particle non-ATPase 6. Lineage: Eukaryota; Metazoa; Arthropoda; Insecta; Hymenoptera; Formicidae. Bases 187 to 1458 code for a protein of 423 amino acids. The transcript has 4 exons. The record is from RefSeq and is a predicted model, not a curated record.
ACGAGUUUUGCGGUGUGUCGGGGAUCUGGCGAGUGCUGACGAGCGCGGUGAGGAGUGACAAGCUGGAAAGCGCAAGCAAGAGCAAGCGAGAGCGUACACAUACUCGUGUUGACUCGUGCACGCGACUGCGGUAACGUGCGCCGUUGUAGGCAGAUUCACGCGAGGAAGCGGCGCUAAUUGUUCGAGAUGGCUGGUGCGAUGUUAUUCGAGCGGGCUCAGGCUGUUUCGGUGACAAACCGCAGCGAGGGUAUCUCGUUGCUGAACGAGAUCGUCUCGGAUCCAAGUAUCGGUGUUGCCGAAGAUGACGAGGAUAACAUCCGUGUCAAGGAACAGGGUAUCCUGCACCUGGGCGAGCUCUACAAGAAAGAGGGCAAGGCAAAAGAAUUGGCCGAAUUGAUCAAAGCCACCAGACCGUUCCUCAGUCUUAUUAGUAAAGCAAAGGCCGCCAAACUCGUGCGGUCCUUAGUUGACUUCUUCCUGGAUCUGGAGGCUGGUAUCGGUAUCGAGGUACAACUAUGUAAAGAAUGCAUAGAAUGGGCAAAGGAAGAACGCAGAACGUUUUUAAGGCAAUCGUUAGAAGCACGCUUAAUAGCUCUUUACUUUGACACGGGCAUGUUCAGUGAAGCAUUGCAAUUGGGAUCUGCUCUCCUCAAAGAACUCAAAAAACUUGAUGACAAACAGCUAUUAGUAGAAGUUCAAUUAUUAGAGAGCAAGACAUAUCAUGCGUUGAGUAAUUUAGCAAAAGCGAGAGCAGCACUUACCAGUGCGAGGACAACUGCCAAUGCAAUUUACUGUCCACCUAAAAUGCAAGCGGCUCUGGAUCUACAAUCGGGAAUAUUACACGCUGCGGACGAACGAGACUUUAAGACUGCUUACUCUUACUUUUACGAAGCUUUUGAAGGGUAUGACAGUGUUGAAAGUCCCAAAGCGCUAACGGCGCUCAAGUACAUGUUAUUGUCCAAAAUCAUGUUGCGUACGCCAGAAGAUGUUCAGACUAUUAUGUCGGGCAAACUGGCUGUGAAAUAUGCGGGAUUGGAUCUAGAUGCAAUGCGGGCAGUAGCCGAAGCCAGUCAUCGACGAUCGUUAGCAGAUUUUCAAAAAGCGGUUAAACAAUACCGACAGGAAUUGGAAGACGAUGUAAUUGUACGCGCGCAUCUUGGUUCUCUCUACGACGCUAUGCUGGAGCAAAAUUUAUGUCGUUUAGUCGAACCUUACUCACGAGUCCAGGUGAGUCAUAUUGCUUCGUGCAUAUCUUUGCCAUUGGCGCAAGUAGAAAAGAAACUGUCGCAGAUGAUUUUGGACAAGAAGCUACGAGGGGUUCUCGAUCAAGGAGAAGGCGUUUUAAUCGUUUUCGAAGAUACACCACGUGAUAAGACCUAUGAAAUCGCAUUAGACACGAUACACAGCAUGGGAAAAGUCGUCGAUACACUUUACCAGAAAGCCAAGAAACUCACCUAGCCCUAUUUAAUAUGUAUUUAUACAAGAAAAAAUCUAUCGCAAUUAUUAUAACCAUUAAUAAUUAGUUACUCUCAUUAAAUACUGUCGAUUAACUGUAUUUUUCUCGUAAUUAACGUGAACGACACGGCAAGUGUCAUGAACAAAAAGUGCUCAUUUACCAAUACGUUUGUAUAGGAUCGCUUUUAUUAAUUGUAGGAAUUGUUUAAAAAAAAUGAUAAAUACGAAAUAAUCGAUUUGCUUGAGAUCUAAUCCCGCGUCUUUGAAAUUAUUUUUCGCGCGCUUGCGCUUAAAUAAUCAAGGAAGUGAAGAAAAAUGUCAUAACACCGAAAAAAAAACCAUCAAAUAUAAAAAAGGUAAAAGAAUUAUUCAUUCAUUUCUUAU